UGAGCAGUGUGAGGGUUCUAAAGAUGUCUUAUCCUGCGAAUCCUCCAAGCUAUAACCAGGCAGUUGAAGCACCUGGAACAGAAACCAAAGGCCAAGAUCCUGCCUACCCUUCUCAGGCGGCUGGCUACCCACCACAGCAGCCGGGCUACCAAGCACAACAGCCAGGCUACCCACCACAGCAGCCGGGCUACCAAGCACAGCCACCACCUGCAGGCUACCAACAACCACCAGCAGCAGGCUACCCACAACAACCACAAUACACAGCAGGAUAUCCAGCUCCGCCAACCACUGUUAUUGUUGGGCAGCCCACCACUCACGUGACAACUGUGGUCCAUCAGAUAUAUAGGGAUUUCCCUGUCCAGACCACUUGUCCCAACUGUCAGAAUAAUGUGACUACAGUGGUCAGGAAGGAACCUGGAGCAUUUGCUUGGAUUCUGUGUCUCAUCAUUGCCUUUUUUGGAGGGUGGAUGGGAUGUUGUCUCAUUCCUUUUUGUGUUGAUGGUUGCAUGGAUUGUACCCACACCUGUCCAGUCUGCAAGUAUCAAAUUAGCCACUACAACCGCAUGUAAUUAAACCUGAUUGAACCAGAUCUAUCCAGUUUGCAAGUCAACUUGGCCAGUACAACCGUAUUAAUAAUUAAACCUGAUUGAACCAGAUCCAUCCAGUCUACAAGUCAAACCUGGCCACUACAACCGCAUGUAAUUAAAUCUUAUUGAACCAGAUCUAUCCAGUUUGUGAGUCAACUUGGCCACUACGACCACCUGUAAAUUAAACCUGAUUAAACCAGACCUACAGUAUCUACUCUGCAAGUCAACUUAUAGUAAUCACCAGGUCAUGAGGAAUAAUUGAAUUAAAAACCAGAUCUAUUGAUGUUAUUUCUAUUUGAUCUUUUUUAAUUUGGUAAGACCAUGUUUGUAGUUUAGGUAGCAGUUGUAUAAUCCUUAUAUUCAAUGUAAUUAUAUAUUUUAGUACUGUACUUAUAAUAAUUAUAUAUAGGCUUAAACGGAAUUUCUUUUUUUGACUUUGUUAAUUUGUAGGUUAUUUAGAAAUGGGGUAAAAAGUAUGAAAUGCACACAAUUUUAAAUGAUGAUGGG
Messenger RNA from Anneissia japonica, 1094 nucleotides. Its product is annotated as cell death-inducing p53-target protein 1 homolog. The transcript is spliced from 4 exons. The record is from RefSeq and is a predicted model, not a curated record. The coding region runs from base 24 to 569 and encodes 181 amino acids. NCBI's taxonomy places the organism in Eukaryota, Metazoa, Echinodermata, Crinoidea, Comatulida, Comatulidae. Gene Ontology annotation, molecular function: zinc ion binding.